CAGUGAAGUGUGAACAUUAAAGAGAAUGUGGAGGAGGAGUCCUCACCAGAGAGUGGUGGGGGUGGAUGGUGAGGAGAGAGAGAGAGAGAGAGAGUGGAGAACACGUAAGAUAUCAGCAACAUAGUGCAGAUAGCGAUGAACACUGGAUGAACAGAGACGUCACUGUGAAGAGUAUGAGCAUCUUAGCAGAGCAGGUCCGCUGGGAGUGUCGUUCCUGAUCCGAGAAGGAGCGCUGAAGCUUUUGGAUACUGUCCACCCAUCAUCUGCCUGAUUUCCAAGAUGUCUGAUUUUGAGGAUUUCGGCAAGUUGGGAGGGCAAGCCAACGUAUCUGAAAGCUACCAGCUGAACCCCACCAGCGUGAUCGUAUCGGUGGUCUUCUCCCUUAUAUUUCUGCUCGGCACCAUCGGCAACAGCCUGGUUCUGGCCGUGCUGCUGCGGAGCGGACAGCUCGGAUACAACACCACCAAUCUGUUCAUACUCAACCUGAGCGUGGCCGACUUCUUCUUCAUCAUCUUCUGCGUCCCGUUCCAAGCCACCAUCUACUCCCUGGAGGGAUGGGUGUUCGGCUCCUUCAUGUGCAAAGUGGUCCACUUCUUCAUCAACCUCACCAUGUAUGCCAGCAGCUUCACCCUGGCCGCCGUGUCCGUCGACAGGUAUCUGGCCAUUCGCUACCCGCUGCGCUCCAGAGAGCUACGAACUCCUUGCAAUGCAGUGGUUGCCAUGGUGAUUAUCUGGGGUCUUUCCCUGGUCUUUGCAGGUCCUUAUCUCAGCUACUACGACCUGAUAGAUUUCAACAACAGCACUGUGUGCAUCCCCGGCUGGGAGGAACAGAACCGGAAGGUGCUGGACACGUGCACCUUCCUGGUCGGCUACGUCAUCCCCGUGCUCAUCGUGAGUCUCUCCUACACUCGAACCAUCAAGUACCUGUGGACGGCUGUUGAUCCGUUAGACGGCAUGUCAGAAUCCAAAAGGGCCAAACGCAAAGUUACCAAAAUGAUCAUCAUCGUCACCGUGCUCUUCUGCAUAUGCUGGCUGCCGUACCAUGUUGUGAUACUGUGCUACCUGUAUGGAGACUUCCCUUUCAAUCAGACCACCUAUGCCUUCAGGCUGCUCUCCCACUGCAUGGCCUACGCCAACUCCUGCGUCAACCCCAUCGUCUACGCUCUGGUGUCCAAGCACUUCCGCAAAGGUUUCAAGAAGGUGUUCAGCUGCAUCCUCAGCAAAAAAGGGAGAAAUAAGGUUCACGUGGUUCACGUAGCCAACACUGUGCCCGGGUUUGAAGCAGGUUCGACGGAAGUUUCACAGAUGAACGAAGAGAACAUGCGGCAGAACGAAUGUGAAAUGACUAACAGGCCGACCGUGGAGCCGAGAGAAGCGACGGUGACCCUGAAUUUGCCGUUUCAGCAGCAGACUUGACAAGUGAUCCAGUCUGGCUGACAGUCUCAGUACAGAUGGCCUUAUGUGAAAGACAUUUCAGCUAAUAUUUAGAAACUUGUUAUCGUGAUUGAACAUUUUUGUGGCAAACAGGAAGGACACCAAUGAUUCGAAGAUAUAUAUGACUGGAGCAUAUAAAGUCCACAACUAAAAUGUAUUUCUUUCAUCAUGUCUGUAGGUUGUUAGUUGUCCAGUGCAAUCUUUGAAACUUCAGUGAAAAGCAGCUGGACUUCUCUUUAAGGUUUUUGAAGAUGUUUCAUCUCUCAACCAAGAGGCUUCUCCAGUUUAUCAUAACAAAUGUUCUAAACAGUUUAUGAGAAAGUUAGAAAGGUUCGUUUGUUUCCACUAUUUGCCUUAACCAUGGCUUGCACUUUUAUUCAAGCUGAAGUGUUUGUGUUUGAGAAUUCGCAGUAUUCUGACACUUUAAAGGGCAGCAAGGAAUGUCUCCCAUAAUGUUACAGUUUGUUUUCCUUUUUUCUUAAAUGGCUCCAAAGAUGUUCAAAGGUUGCCAGCUGUAGAGAUAAAUCCAUGUAAUUCAGCACCACCUGCCGUUUUGUUCGACAUCAAACUGCUCUGGCUGUUGGUUUUUGAUCACUGUACAGUUCAGGAACAUACAUCACAAGGAUUCCUCUUCAAAACAGUGCUUCUCCUCCGCCGAUGUGAAGCCCACCCUGUGCGACUUAUCAACAGACGACCCAUCACCCAACCACAGCAUCUCCAACACCAUGCUUACAUGCAGGUUUGAUGUUCAGGUAUCUUUCUUGUGGUAUUUUCCUUACAUUAACCCAACCGCAACUGUGAUCUUAGUUUUAAAUCUGCCAGUCAGUUAUUAAGGUUGCAGCUUUUGUGAGUGGCGCAGGGCAUUACCUUGGUCUGAUUGUUUUCUAUCUUGCAUGCAGAUGCUGUUCUGUCUUGUCAAGAUAUUAUUUGUAUAAAUAAAUGUGUUAAGUGAUGUAACACUUUGAGAAAAAUGUGCAAAACAGACAUUCAUACAGAUUUCAGUUUUAUCCCAGCACUGAAGAUCUCGAAGUUUGGACUGCAAUACACCCUGUUGUACAAACUUAAAUAAUCAGAUAACUGGAGAAAAAUGAUUUCCCUAAAUAAGUCCUGUUAAACUCUGGACACACUAUUUUUGCUUUACUUGUAUUUUGUAAUGAUUGUAUUCAUGGCAUGUUACAGUAUGAUCUAUUUAAAUUAAUAUGUUUAUCAACGAGUGCACUUAUGUAUUGCAGAGUAUUAUAGUGUACGUAUUUUGUGUAUUUAAAUAUAUGUGUUUAAAAAAAUGCAAUGAUAUGAGUAUAAUGCAUUUACAUACUCUACAGAGUGUUUCUCCAGGAUGAGAGUGAAUCCUCGGUAUCUCUCUGCAUCACUGUAAGGUUGUGUCCUACCUCAGAGCUGUAGAAAGCCUAUCUGUUGUGUUCUGUUCAGGUUGUGUAAGAUGCAAUUUUCGUCUCGAGAAAUGACGUCACGGAGGAUUCGUAGUUUUCAAACAGAACAUUUCCCCUUGUGCAAUUUUCCUCCAAUGUGUUUAUUGUGUAUUACUGUGCAUAUUCUGCCCAACCCCAUCAGUGGUAAAUACUUACAUAUCUCUGUUAUGUUUCACCAUGUAGAGUUUGAACAUCAUGUAGAUUUUAAGAAUACAUAUAUUUAAAAUGAUGUGCAUAAGAAUGUUUUACAACACAAUGUAACAGGCAUUUAAAUGACCAAAUAAACUAUUUUCUGCCAUA
This is a messenger RNA of Acanthochromis polyacanthus (spiny chromis), 3161 nucleotides long. RefSeq names its product galanin receptor 2b (gene galr2b). The coding region runs from base 280 to 1416 and encodes 378 amino acids. The transcript is spliced from 3 exons. NCBI's taxonomy places the organism in Eukaryota, Metazoa, Chordata, Actinopteri, Pomacentridae. Gene Ontology annotation, cellular component: membrane. Gene Ontology annotation, biological process: G protein-coupled receptor signaling pathway. The record is from RefSeq and is a predicted model, not a curated record. Gene Ontology annotation, molecular function: G protein-coupled receptor activity.